Messenger RNA from Durusdinium trenchii, 692 nucleotides. The record is from the annotation of a GenBank genome assembly. Lineage: Eukaryota; Dinophyceae; Suessiales; Symbiodiniaceae.
GAACUAUCCAACAAGUUCCGCCCGGGCAUUUUCGCACUCCGCACCAUGGACGUUGAGGGCCCGGCGGUGGUCACGGUGCAGUUCCGCUGGGCCACCGAGACGUUCCUCCGGACGGAGGACUCCUGCGUUGGACCACUGCUUGAGUCAACAGCAAGUACGUAAUGCCUUUCGACCGAGCGCACGGCCGGCAUAUCUACCGGAGUCGUGGCACGCUGGAUGGAAAGGGUGGCUUGAGACUGCAGUACCAGAAGUCGGAGAGUGAGAACGGCGGAUGGGAAAUUAGCGGUUCCCAAGGCAAGUGCCUCUAUCGCUUGAUCACCGAUGCCGAGUCACCGGCGGACUUCCUGGGCUCUCAGACCUGGGCGCGCGCCUUUGGUGAGCCGACCCAGCUAGUUGUGAUGCAGAAGCACCGCGCCGAGAUCGAGCCCGGAGGCUGGAUCGAGCCAGGGCUUUUGGCCUUUGAUCGAAGCUGGUGAGGCUUCUUCAAGCGCCGAUGAGCAGAACAAAACAUGGCAUCGUCCGAAAAGGGAGACCGUGGGAGGACAGGAGGAAGAUGGAGGAAGAGUCCUUCGGAAUCGAUUGGAAUAGAGCCACACAAAAGCCCUGCCCAUCCCUGCCCCAUCGGGCUCUAUCCAGUGUACACACAUCAAGAGAGACACUUUAGUGCUAUGGCCGUGGCUCCAUACCACGCA